This is a messenger RNA of Melitaea cinxia (Glanville fritillary), 1620 nucleotides long. RefSeq names its product craniofacial development protein 2-like. Lineage: Eukaryota; Metazoa; Arthropoda; Insecta; Lepidoptera; Nymphalidae. Gene Ontology annotation, molecular function: catalytic activity. The record is from RefSeq and is a predicted model, not a curated record. The transcript is spliced from 3 exons. Gene Ontology annotation, biological process: chromatin remodeling. Gene Ontology annotation, cellular component: nucleus. The coding region runs from base 1 to 1620 and encodes 539 amino acids.
AUGAGUUCGGGAAUUAAAGUAUGCGAUAAUGUUAGGGCGUACCCCGCAGGCGACGCGCAGAUGCAGCACCCGGCGUCUGUGGGAAAUGGACAAGGGUUGCUGCACCAGGGACGGGGGCAGCGUAAGAGGCGAGUCCAGGAGGUGAACUUGAGGAUUGCGAGUUGGAAUGUGGGUACGAUGACUGGGAGAGGACGAGAGCUAGCAGAUGUUUUGGAAAGGAGACGGAUAAAUAUAGCAUGCUUGCAGGAGACGAAGUGGAAGGGACAGAGAGCAAGAGAAAUUGGGGCGGGUUAUAAGUUUUAUUAUUGCGGCUGCGAUGGGAAAAGAAAUGGCGUAGGUAUAGUGUUAGAUAGAGAGCUCAAGAACAAGGUGACGGAUGUGAAUAGAGUGAAUGAUAGAGUUAUUGUAGUAAGACUGUUGAUGGAAGACUCGGUUUUAAAUAUAGUUAGUGUGUAUGCGCCGCAAACUGGAUGCGAUGACAGUAUGAAAGAAAGGUUUUGGGAGGAUUUUGAUGCGGUUAUAAUGAGAGUACCAGAAUGUGAGGAAAUAUACAUUGGAGGAGAUUUUAAUGGACAUGUAGGAAGGAUGAAUGACGGGUAUGAAAGAGUGCAUGGGGGCCGAGGUCACGGAGUCAGGAACCGAGACGGUGAAGCUCUACUGGAAGCAGCCUUGGCCUUUGACUUAGCAAUAGCCAACACAUUCUACCAAAAACGGGAACAACACCUUGUCACAUACCGUAGUGGUCUACACUCUACCCAAAUUGACUACAUUCUUUUAAGAAGAAACAGGCUAAAAUCGGCCAAGGACUGCAAGGUAAUACCGAGUGAGAGUCUUGUCUCCCAGCAUAGGCUACUGCUCCUGGAUUUAACUCUGAGAGUUCAGAGCUUAAAUAAGAGCCCGAAGCCCCCAGUUAGAACGAAAUGGUACAGACUGGAUGAUAGGAAGAUGGCUGCAGAAUUCCGGGAAAGAGUGAUUGGUAAACUGAUAGAGAUGGGAGAUAUGGUGGGGAUGGGAGUAAACGAGUGCUGGAGGGAGAUGGCAACGUGGGUGCGAAGUGUAGCAAGGGAUGUCCUAGGGGAAACGAAAGGGAAAAGAAAGAUAGAAAGGGAUACAUGGUGGUGGAAUGAGGAAGCUAAGAAAGCAGUCGCAAUCGCAAGGGCCAAGGUUCAAGAUAAAUUGUAUGAUUCUUUAGAGAGCCCACAAGGUCAAAAAAAUCUUUUUAGAAUAGCGAGAGAGAGAGAGAUGAAUGCAAGAGAUGUAAACCAUAUGAAAUGCAUAAAAGACGAAGCGGGGAAGAUCUUGACGGACAAUGAGGAAAUAAAAGAACGCUGGAAGAGAUACUUUAAUAGCUUGAUGAACGAAGAAAAUGAAUGGAGCGGAGUGUUAGAAAAUGUACGAAGUAAUGAAGGAAUGGUGAAAGAGGUAAGUAUAGAGGAAGUGAAGAUGGCAGUGCAGAGUAUGAAGAAUGGAAAAGCAGUUGGGCCAGAUGGUAUACCAGCGGAAGUGUGGAAGGCGGGGAAUAUCACAGGGAAGGAUGUCGUAUAUAGGACGGAGGAGUUUGGGACAGGAAAGAAAGAUGUGGAAAACCGAGCCUUCGUCAAGGCCACAUUCACACAAUGA